GAGAGAGAGAGAGAGAGAGAGUCUCCUCCGUGUGCUGACUUGAUGCAUCUUUCAUCCCGCCACCCACUGCCCGAUCAACUCCGUCCAUUGGCCAAAUUCGGCCGGAUAGGUUGCCUCCCAGCAUGAGGACUUCCUGAUGGUCGGCCAGCGCAUCGACAUCCUGUACCCGCGUCUGAUUGACUUCAACAACCCCAUGUGGCGCGAGGACUUCAAGCGCACCGUCGAACGCUACGGCAAGACACACGGCAAGUAUGGGAUCGACUACUUCCUGUACCGCACCCGCUAUGCCCGCCCCAUGCCGCCCUUCAUCGUUGGCCGUGUGCGUUACACAUGACAUGCUCCCCCUCUUCUUCUUCUUCUUCUUUUCUGUGGCCCACCUGGCCGCCGUGCCACACGCCACCCGAGCACGCCCUGCCAUCGCCAAGGCCCCGCCCCCACCCCGGGAGAAGCGACUCGCUUUAUGAUGCUGCUCCGUGGCACUCUAACACCAAGAGGAAACCCCCCGCAUCGGCAUCUUGGCUCGCGCUUUCGGCCAUCACCAUCCUGCCGGUGUCGCACCUUGCCACCCAUCCGCUCCGGGGGCUGGGGGGGAAUGCUGCAGGUCCGCUGGGAUAACUGGCUGCUGGCGCAGUUCAUCGGCAAUCAGAAUGCCGCGGCCGUCGAUGCCACCGAGGUGGUCUUCGCCGUGCACCUCAACCACAUGAAGGUCGGAGGUAGCCACUCGCGCUCCGGCACCGACUACAACAUCAACCUGACCAAGUCCGAUGCCGUUGACCCGAAGAAGCUCGGCGAUGUGGAGUCCUGCGACUACUACUUGGCGCCGAUCCCCAACUCCCCGGGCAAUGCCCUGAGCCCGAAGAACCUGCCGGCCGGCGAGUCGGCCCCGUCGGUGUUCACUCGGCCCGGCGCCGACUUCAGCACCACCUCCUCGGCCCCCUCCGGGGCGUGUCCCUUCUGCACCCUGCGCCCGAAGGAGCAGUCCAUCGACGUCAUGCUGGCCAAGCAGGCCGACCCGCAGACGCGCGAUGUCAUCGUGGCCACCGUCAACUCCGGCUACCUGGACUUCUCCAUCAACUGGAUGUGCACCCUGCUGCGCAUUGGCCGGAAGAACUUCCUCUUCCACGCCACCGACCGGGCCAUGUACACGAUCCUGCGCGAUCGCGGCCUGCCGGUCAUCUACUACGAGAGUAACAUCGCCCUGGAGUACAAGGCCCUGCUGGCCCAGUCGGCCAAUGGCUCGUUCAUUGUCUCCGCCGAUGAGACCGCCGCCGAUGGCACCCCCCGCGAGAAGGCCUACGACUAUGGGUCGGUGGCGUACCAGGCCCUGAUGAACAGCCGGACCGAGUUCAUCUACAAGAUCCUGCAGAAGGGCUACAAUGUCCUGCUGUCGGACGUGGACGUGGUGUUCCUGCGCGACCCGCUGCAGUUUGUCGACCGGAACCUGGACAUCCAGGGCGGUGCCCACAAGGUGGAGAAGAUCACCGGCGGGUUCAUCUACUUCCGGGCGACCGACGCCGCGCGCGCCCUGUGGGUCAAGGUCCUGCUUCAGCACCGGACCGUCUUCAAGAAGAUCCAGGCCAUGGAGAACUUCAACAUCCACAGCAUGACCGAGCAGGAGCUGGUCAACGAGCUGCUGAAGGCCGCCAAGCCGGACGAGAUCAAGUGGGGCACCAUCGACGAGAAGGUGGUGGCUGAUGGCAAGCGCUUCUUCAUUGACAAGCUGUCUCAGAAGAACGGCGAGUGGCCGGCUGCCAUCCACAACAACUACAUCAUCGGCGUGGACAACAAGCGCCAGCGCUUCAUGAACAUCUCCAUGUGGCUGGUGGAUGAUGACCUCCGGUGCCAGGCCUUCCCCGGGCUGCAGGCCCCGACGCCGUACACCCUGCCGCUGGCCCAUGUGACCGGGCCGCCGGCGCGCGGGUCCAGCGGCAUGCGCGCCCUGGCCAGCAGCCCCGCGGCCCUGUCCCCCGGCAACGGGCCGGUUCCGGCCACCGUGAAGGACUUCCGCCUGACGGUGAAGAUCAUCGCCUUCAACCGGCCGCGCGCCCUGCUCCGGCUGUUCCGGUCGCUGGAUGCGGCGGACUUCAUGGGAGACAAGGUGGACUUGGACAUCUACAUCGACUUCCCGUCGCCGGAGCUGGUGGCCAAUGCCACCCUGGAGCAGAAUGACCCGAACAACGAGGCGGACAUCUCCCUGCAGGAGUAUGCCCGCGUGCGGCAGAUGUCCGAGGUGUACCGCUGGCGCCAUGGCCGCAAGCAGGUCCACGCCCGUGACAAGCACUACGGCCUGGCCGGCCAGUGGCUGGCCUCCUGGUUCCCCAUGGGCACCACCGAAAUCGCCAUCAUCCUGGAGGACGACAACAUCGUCAGCCCGUACUUCUAUGUGUGGCUCAAGCGCGCCGUCGAGUAUUACUACUUCAAUCCGGAGCAGUUUGACCCGCGAGUGUAUGGCAUCAUGCUGCAGAGCCAGCACAUGAUCCCGGGCCGGUACCCCAAGCGCCCGAAGGAGUUCCUGCCGCACGACGCCAAGUUCUUCCGCUACCAGCUGCUCAGCACCUGGGGGCCGGUCUUCUUCCCGCACCACUGGGCCGAGUUCAUCUCCUGGUUCAACGAGAAAUCCAGCGACCCCUCCUUCCAGCCGCUCUUCAGCAACAUGAUCACCAACAGCUGGUUCCUGGCGCGUGGCGGCGGCCGAGCCGUCUGGUCGGCCUGGUUCAUGCGCUUCGCGGCCGAGCGCGGGUACUACGCCCUGUACACGAACUUCCCCGAUGGCCAGGCCUUCGUGGUGAACUAUCGUGACAAGGGUGUCAAUUACCACAAGGACCAGGGGGCCAACUCGCCGAUGGUCGAGCACAUCAUGCCCUACAUGGAUGUCCUGCCGCCGAUGAAGGAGCUCCCGCUGUACGACUUCCACUUCAACCGCAUCGACCCGGAGGACCCGUCCAUCCUGGAGGACCGCGCCAUCUACUCGGACAUCUUCAACAUCGAGAUCAACUGAUGGGAGGGGCGGGGGCCCGUGUGUGUGCGUGUGUGUGUGU
Messenger RNA from Fonticula alba, 3038 nucleotides. RefSeq lists its product as hypothetical. Lineage: Eukaryota; Rotosphaerida; Fonticulaceae. The coding region runs from base 461 to 2998 and encodes 845 amino acids. The record is from RefSeq and is a predicted model, not a curated record. The transcript has 5 exons.